Molecule: messenger RNA, 2157 nt
Organism: Stegodyphus dumicola
Lineage: Eukaryota; Metazoa; Arthropoda; Arachnida; Araneae; Eresidae
Source: RefSeq, a predicted model, not a curated record
GUUUUCAUUUGUUUUGAUAUGUUUUGAUAUCGAAAGGAUACGAACGUAGUAGUCUGCUAAUAAGUUUUAGAAUAAAUUGUUGUAUUUCAGAUUUUGAUAUUAUAUUGUGUAUUUUUGACAGUUUUCAUUUCAUAUGUUCACAAUGAAUAUAUACCGUGGAAAAACAUUAAUAAAUUUCUUAAAAUGCAGAAUCUUCGGAGUUUCACGCUAUCGAAUGUCAUCUAGCAUUCGCAUAGGAUGCGCAAGCGGAUUUUGGGGCGACACAGCCGCGGGAGUUCCUGCCUUAGUUCAAGCGGGUAAACUAGAUUUCCUAGUUUUUGAUUACUUAUCAGAAAUUACGAUGUCACUUUUGGCCAAAGCGAAAGAGAAAUCCCCUGACAUGGGAUACACGCCAGAUUUUAUACACUCUGCCAUGCUUCCAAAUCUUCAAGCUAUAAAGGAAAGAAAUGUUCGAGUGGUAACUAAUGCUGGUGGAAUUAAUCCCCAUUCUUGUGCAGAUGCCCUUAGAGCAGCAGCAAAAAAAUUAAAUAUAGACUUUAAAAUUGCCAUUGUAACUGGUGAUGAUUUAUUACCACAAAAAGAAAAUAUCAAAAAUUUGAAUAUUAAAGAUAUGGAUAAAGGAUUUCCUUUUCCCAAAAAUGUACAUAGUAUGAAUGCAUAUUUAGGAGCUGGCCCUAUUGCUAAAGCUCUAAGCUUAGGGGCAGACAUAGUAAUUACUGGUCGUUGUGUUGAUAGUGCUUUAGUGUUGGGGCCAUUAAUAAAUAAAUUUAAAUGGAGUAUGCAAGAUUUAGAUAAACUUGCUAUGGGAAGUUUGGCAGGUCAUUUGUUAGAAUGUGGUGCUCAGUCUACUGGUGGCAUUCAUACUGACUGGCAUUUAAUAAAAGACUGGCAUAAUAUGGGAUUCCCAAUUGCUGAAUGCAAAGAAAAUGGUGAAUUUGUUGUUUCAAAGCCUCCAAAUACUGGUGGUUUGGUAUCUGUAGGAACUGUGUCCGAGCAACUAGUGUAUGAAAUUGGUGAUCCCGCAAAUUAUGCACUGCCAGAUGUGUUAUGUGAUUUUUCUAAUGUUAAACUAACACAAAUAGCUGAAAAUCAAGUUUUAGUUCAAGGGGCAAAAGGAAAAUGCCCACCUCAGUUCUAUAAGGUUAGUGCAACUUUUGGUGAUGGAUAUCGUGCCACUACUGUUUGUCCUGUUGUUGGUCCAAAAGCUGCUGAAAAAGGUGUGAUAACUGCAAAAUCUAUUAUUCAAAGAUCUGAAAACAUUUUCAAGCAUUUAGGAAUAGAAAAAUUCAGACGAACCCAUAUUGAAGUUUUGGGAGCUGAAGAAAAUUAUGGCAAAAAUGCUAAAAACAAGGAUUCUCGUGAAGUGGUUAUGUGGAUAGCCGUCCACCAUGAUACGAAAGAGGCAAUUGCUUUAUUUUCUAAGGAAAUUGCUGCAGCAGCAACUGGUGGAGCUCCAGGAUUUACAACUUUGAUUGGAGGCAGACCUAAGCCAUCACCUAUACUAAAGCUGUAUUCAUUUCUAUAUCCAAAAGAUAAAGUUCAGAUUAAAGUAUCUUAUGAAGGAAAAACAGAAACUUAUGUUCCUGAGAUUGUAAAGAAUGCUCCCGAGUAUAAAGCCAAUGAGUUUAUAAAAGGACCAUUGUUACAAGGAACUCAUACAUACCGUGUAGGAGAACUUGCAUACACUAGAAGUGGUGACAAAGGAGAUUCAUGCAAUAUAGGAGUAAUUGCUCGACAUCCAUCAUUUUUGCCCUAUCUUGAAGAUCAGCUAACAUCUAAAACAGUGGCAACAUACUUUGAGCAUUUAUUUAGCAAUGGCCAUACUGUUGAAAGAUAUAUUCUACCAGGAAUAAGUGCAUUAAACUUCCUGUUAAAAGAAUCUCUAGGUGGUGGAGGUGUUGCGUCUCUAAGAAGUGAUCCACAGGGUAAAGCAUGUGGACAAGUUAUGACCGAUUUUGAGUUACACAACAUGCCAGAUCUUGAAACUAUAAAAAAACAGUGGAGUGGUGCCUAAAUAUUUCAUAUGAGAGCUUAUAUUUUUAUUUCUGUUUUCUAUCAAAAAAAAGUCAUGUAGUAUAUAUAUGGAAACUUUUGAGUACUAUUUUGUAUGCCAUAUAACAAUUUUUAAUUCUAAAAAUAAAUAUUUUUAUAGAUUGA